UAGUUUUUAUAGGCAGCCUGCAGCCAGUAGUCCUCUUCCCGGAAGCCACCACUAGGUGUCCGCAGCAUCCUGCAGGCUGCAAGUCAACCUCAGCGCGGUGCCAACUGUGCAACACAGCAGCGAAGGGGUUAAUGUAAUCCCUGCAUGGGAAUGGGCGGAGAUUCCAGCUAGCACUCAAACCGGACAAACCGAAAAGGCAACAGUCAAAUCUGGAAAAGAAAGCCGCUGUUGGAUUUGCACGCGUGUUUGUUUGUGUAUUAAGUGUUUUUCUUUUCUUUUCUGCUCCACGUUUGCACAGAUUUCGUACCGGAGUCGGACCGAGAAGUGAAAUGAAAUCGACGGGGAAGUUUUGGAGUUGCUGUCAGCUAUGGGUGAAGUAGUCAAGACGUGGAGGGCUCUGGAGAGGCGUCCAAACAGAGAAAGUCAAACUCAACAGGGCUGAGAGGAGCGCUCGCUUUCUGCACACUGUCAAACAAUGGGAGAGUCUGCGUGAUUUCACACGGACCCGUCAGUAUGAGCACAGGAGGAGCGCGUCGGUGGAGCUGUUUACGCAUGUGGUUUGCACACAACCAGCAGGACUAACUCCAAUGAGCCGUCUGAUGGUGAAGCCAUAAAUCGGUGACAGAGAUAUAAAUCACGCGCAGCGUUUAUAAACACGCCGAGUGACAGCAUGUGCAGCCCGGGGACGUGGAUGUGGCGAGCGGCUCUGUGCUGCAUGCUUCUGGAAACAUUUCUGCACACUGCCAGAGGUCUUAACAUGUGUAUGAGCGGCAGCGCUACGUCAUGUGAAGAAUGCCUCCUGAUUCACCCCAGCUGCGCCUGGUGCGCACAAGAGGAGUUCGGGAGAGGGCGGACUCUGACGUCGCGCUGCGAUUUUAUUCAAAACCUGCAGAAGAGGGGCUGCGAGGCACGGUUUGUCGAGUACCCCAUCAGCAGAAUCUCCAUCCUGGAGAACAGGCCUCUGAGUUCUAAAGGGUCUGGGUCGACCCAGUUCGACGUGGUCCAGAUUAUGCCUCAGAAGAUCUCGCUCAGCCUGCGGCCAGGAGCUCAGACGUGGUUCGGGCUGCAGGUGCGGCAGGUGGAGGACUACCCAGUGGACCUCUACUACCUGAUGGACCUCUCUCUUUCCAUGAAAGAUGAUCUGGACACCAUCCGUAACUUGGGCACCAAGCUGGCCCUGGAGAUGGGCAAACUCACCAGCAACUUCAGGCUCGGCUUCGGUUCCUUCGUGGACAAAAACAUGUCGCCCUUCUCCUACACGGCACCCAAGUAUCAGGAGAAUCCGUGCAAUGGAUACAAACUGUUCCCCAACUGCGUCCCCACCUUCGGUUUCCGCCACAUCCUCUCACUGACGGACAAAGUGGACCGCUUUAACGAGGAGGUGCAGAAGCAGAUGGUAUCUCGCAACCGGGACGCUCCAGAAGGCGGAUUUGACGCCAUCCUGCAGGCUGCAGUUUGUAAGAAGGAGAUCGGUUGGAGGAAGGAGGCUUACCACCUGCUGGUGUUCGCCACAGACGACGUCCCUCACCUCGCUCUGGACGGUCGGCUGGGAGGACUCGUCGAGCCGCACGAUGGACUCUGCCACCUCGACGAGAAGAACGAGUACAGCGCCUCCACGCAGAUGGACUAUCCCUCUCUGGCUCUUCUGGGGGAGAAACUGGCAGAAAACAACAUCUUUCUCAUCUUUGCUGUGACAAAACGGCUCUACGUUAUUUAUAAGAAUUUCACUGCACUCAUACCUGGAACCACAGUCGAAAUCCUGGACCAGGACUCCAAGAAUGUAAUUCAGUUGAUCAUCGCAGCUUACAAUAACAUCCGCUCUAAAGUGGAGCUGUCAGUGUGGGAUCACCCAGAGGACAUCAGCCUCUCCUUCACCGCCACCUGCCAGGACGGACAGCCGCUGCCGGGGCUCAGGAAGUGUGCCGACCUGAAGAUAGGAGACACUGUAUCGUUUAACGUUAGUGUGGAGGCGAGGAGCUGCCCUCCCCGCGGCACCGACCAGAGCUUCACCAUCAAACCGGUGGGGUUCAAAGACCGUCUGGAGGUUUCUGUGGAUUAUCAGUGUGACUGCGGCUGCAGCCGGAGAGCACAAACCAACAGCAGCAUCUGCAGCUCCAUAGGUACUUAUAACUGUGGGACUUGUCGCUGUGAGCCGGGUUAUCUGGGCGCCCGCUGUGAGUGCCAGGAGGGCGAGGCCAGCAGCAUGUACCUCAGCGCCUGCCGGGAAGCCGAAGGCAAGCAGAUCUGCAGCGGGCGAGGAGAGUGCAGCUGCAACCAGUGUCUGUGCUACGAGUCGGAGUUUGGGAAGAUUUACGGCAGCUUCUGCGAGUGUGACGACUUCUCCUGCGCCCGACACAAAGGCAUCCUCUGCUCAGGUCACGGAGAAUGUCACUGUGGGGAGUGUAAAUGCCACGCUGGUUACAUCGGCGAUAACUGUAACUGCUCCACGGAGACGACGACGUGCAUCGCAGACGACGGGCAGAUGUGCAGCGGGCGAGGGAACUGCGUGUGCGGUCGCUGCCAGUGCACCGAGCCGGGGGCGUUUGGAGACACCUGUGAGAAGUGCCCCACCUGCCCCGACGCCUGCGGCACCAAAAGGGAGUGCAUCGAGUGCCGGCUUUUCAACUCAGGACGACUCGCAGACAACCAGACGUGCCAGCGCCUGUGCAAGGAUGAAAUCAUCACUGUGGAGACCCUCAAAACGGAGGACCCCGGUGCAGUGCUUUGUCUCUACAAGACAGACAACGACUGUGUCAUGAAGUUCACGUAUUCUGAGCACGCCAGCGGACAGUCCAUCCUCACAGCUCUCAAAGAGCCAGAGUGUGCUGCCGGGCCCGAUGCUCUCACCGUGCUGCUCGCGGUGGUCGGCAGCAUCCUGCUGGUGGGGGUGGUGCUGCUCGCCGUCUGGAAGUUAGUCAUCACCAUUCAUGACCGCAGAGAGUUUGCACGCUUCCAGAGCGCACGCUCGCGAGCGCGAUACGAGAUGGCCUCCAACCCUCUGUACAAGCAGCCCGUCUCUACACAUUUUGUAGAAACAGAUUUCAACAUGUACGGGAAGUCCUACAACGGAGGUCUCCACUGAUCCCUCAGCACGGGGCGCGGCAGGACCGGUCCGACAAACACAUCCCUGGAGGACGGAGCCCGAGGUGGACGGCGGUCUGAACGCACUCAUCCCUCUGCACGGUUCACACCCGACAACACAAGUGAAAUGAACUAGACUGUGUGUCCGAGGGAAUCUGUGGCCUUUUUUGUCUUUACGCAGGAGAUUCAAGCCUACCACAGAAACGUGACUUCUUUUUUUCUUCUUCUUCUGUGUUUUUCGCUGACAGCGGUGGCGGUCGGUGGAGGAGCGACGAAGCAUGAACUCCUUGGUCUUGUUUAGAGAGAGAGAAAGAGAAAGUAGAGUUAGCGGUGAGUUUGUCUGCAGUUACACAAGAUAAACAAACUCAUGAGAACCAUAAUUCCAACCACAUAAAAGCACCACUUAGUCUUCGUACACGGCAGGCAGGACAUCGGCUUAUAUUUGUAUAUUUUUAUAAACACUAAAAAUGCCUUUUUUCAGUAUAAACUUUGCACCCAACAGGAACAAAUUUCACUCCAGAUCAUUUCAACUCCACGGGAUUCUUGAGAAGCACACGUUUGUGAAGGUGGCUACGAUGACGUUUUGGUACUACUAACAUUUACUAAGCAAUAGACGUCUUACCCUCAUUUUGCACAGAAAAUAUUAAGAGUCAAGUCUCGUAAAGAUUUAAAUGUUCUUUAAUGUUGUGUGUGAAUGCGUGUGGGUUUUUGUUUGCUCCAAUUGCACUCCCUUCUCCUAAUCAGGAUCGCAGGGUACCGACUCCCCGUCAGCCUCCGAACCCUCACAGGAUGCCGCUGGUGUUGCUCUUUAUUAGACAGAUCUGUCAGCGAAUCCCACGAAAAGACCAAAACCAACAAUGUGGUCAUAAUAAUAACUUUUUUACAAACACCAUCAAGACAGAAUAAAUUAAUAAA
Molecule: messenger RNA, 3996 nt
Organism: Plectropomus leopardus (leopard coralgrouper)
Lineage: Eukaryota; Metazoa; Chordata; Actinopteri; Perciformes; Serranidae
Gene: itgb5
Product: integrin, beta 5
Biological process (GO): cell adhesion mediated by integrin; cell-matrix adhesion; cell migration
Cellular component (GO): cell surface; focal adhesion; integrin complex
Molecular function (GO): integrin binding
Source: RefSeq, a predicted model, not a curated record